Messenger RNA from Austrofundulus limnaeus, 737 nucleotides. RefSeq lists its product as uncharacterized. The record is from RefSeq and is a predicted model, not a curated record. Lineage: Eukaryota; Metazoa; Chordata; Actinopteri; Cyprinodontiformes; Rivulidae. Gene Ontology annotation, molecular function: serine hydrolase activity.
GUGAAAGACUUUCUGUGGCCUCGCUGGGGUCUGGAUCGUGGGAAAGUCUUGCUGGAGUUGCUCCAGAGCGAAAGCUUCGUGACCCGCCCCCUGCUUGUUCACGCCUUCUCUAUCGGGGGUUAUACUUUCGCUCAGCUUCUGGUCCACAUUACUGAGGACAAACAGAAGUACCAGGCAGUGACAAAUCGGAUCAGAGGUCAAGUCUAUGACAGCUUGGUAGUGGGGUCACUGGAGCACAUGGCCAUAGGCCUGGGUAAAACUAUGUUUCCUCGUUGGGACACGCUGGUCAAACAGUUAAGCCUGCUAUACUUCAGCGUUUUCAAACGCCAAACGGUGGACUAUUUCAACUCGAGCAUCGAUGUGUUUUGGAACACUCCAGUCACAGCCCCAUCGCUGUUCUUCUUUUGCGAGAACGAUCUGCUGAGUGACGCACAAACAGUGGAGAAGCUGGCUGACUACUGGCAGAAGCAUGGGAUAGAGGUUACAGCGAAGAAGUGGGAGACAUCGACCCAUGCAGGGCACCUAAAGAAACACCCGCAGGAGUAUCUGAACACCCUGGAGGCCUUCCUGCAGUCACUCCAAAUCACCCCACUAAAAGCCAAGAUGUAAGCUGGUAUCUUUGUGGGAAUUAAAAUUGUUUGUUUUUUCGCUGUAACCUAAAAUAGUUGUUUAUCUAUACUAAUUUUAUUUUUCUUUUGUCAUUUCAGUAGAAAACGAAACUAAAAAUCAUUAGUUUA